GGACUGCGAUCGGGAGGGAGAGGAGGGAGAGAGCAACGGCAGGGCCAAGGCGGUCCGGGAAGCUCCAACCCUUAGGAGCAGCAAAAGGACCAGUACCUCCGUAAACGAUGUCUGGGCGCGCCAGGGGUCGCAGACUGCGUAUCUGUCCGGAUUCUGGACAGACACACCCUCCCUGCCUAAAGUGUUCCGGAGAGUUAGGAGCUUGCACCAUAGAGUGGUAUUUCGGUAUUUAACCGGCCACCCCCUCCAAAGCCCGGGACCAAGCUGAUAAAAUCCGGUUGCUGGAAUUAAGGUCUGCCACAAUGCUGCUUCGGCUGUACAGAACUGUGGUGGUGGGACUUCCACAGGCCCUCAGAGUCAAGACAACCCCCUCGAGGCUCUGCAUCCCAGCAUGCUCCACAAAUGAUUCAUUUAAACCCCAGCACCCCAGCCUCACCUUUUCUGAUGAAAACUCAAGAACUCAGGGGUGGAAAGUCAUGGGGACCCUGCUGGGCCUUGGCGCAGUGCUGGCCUAUCAUGACCUUCGCUGCAAGGCUGCUCAGGAGUCACCACGGAUGUACACCAAAGAGGAAGUGAGGUCCCACAACAGCCCCGAAACUGGAGUCUGGGUAACUCUAGGCUCUGAGGUCUUCGAUGUUACAGAAUUUGUGGACCUACACCCAGGAGGACCAUCAAAACUGAUCCUGGCAGCAGGGGGUCCCCUAGAGCCCUUCUGGUCCCUCUAUGCUUUCCACAACCAGCCCCAUGUACGUGAGUUACUGGCCGAGUAUAAGAUUGGGGAACUGAACCCUGAGGAUAACGUGUCACCCCCCACCUUGGAGGCCUCUGACCCUUAUGCUGAUGAUCCUGUCCGUCAUCCAGCCCUGAGGAUUAAUAGCCAGCGCCCCUUUAACGCAGAGCCUCCUCCUGAACUGCUGACGGAAAACUACAUCACGCCAAACCCUAUUUUUUUCACCCGGAACCAUCUGCCUGUACCUAAUGUGGACCCAGACACCUAUCGCUUGCACGUAGUAGGGGCGCCUGGAGGUCAGUCGCUGUCCCUGUCCUUGGAUGAUUUGUAUAAGUUUCCUAAACAUGAAAUCACCGUCACUCUGCAGUGUGCUGGCAACCGGCGCUCUGAGAUGAGUAAGGUUAAGGAAGUGAAAGGUCUGGAGUGGCGGACAGGAGCCAUCAGCACCGCCCGCUGGGCUGGGGCACGACUCUGUGACGUGUUAGCCCAGGCUGGCCACCGAGUCCGUGAAACCGAGGCCCAUGUCUGUUUCGAGGGACUUGACUCAGACCCCACGGGGACUGCCUAUGGAGCAUCUAUCCCUCUGGCUCGGGCCAUGGAUCCUGAAGCCGAGGUCCUCCUGGCCUAUGAAAUGAAUGGUCAGCCCCUGCCUCGUGACCACGGUUUCCCCGUACGGGUGGUGGUUCCCGGUGUGGUGGGUGCCCGCAACGUCAAGUGGCUGGCCAAAGUGAGUGUGGAGUCAGAGGAGAGUCACAGCCACUGGCAGAGGCGGGAUUACAAAGGCUUCUCUCCGUCCGUGGACUGGAACACGGUAGACUUUGAUCUGGCCCCAUCAAUCCAGGAACUACCUAUCCAGUCGGCUAUCACGCAGCCUCAAGAUGGGGCGACUGUAGAGUCGGGAGAGGUGACGAUCAAGGGCUACGCAUGGAGCGGUGGUGGCAGGGCCGUGAUUCGAGUGGAUGUGUCCGUAGAUGGCGGACUCACCUGGCAGGAAGCUGAGCUAGAGGGAGAGGAACAAUGUCCCAGGAAGGCCUGGGCUUGGCGAAUAUGGCAGUUGAAAGUUCAGGUGCCAGCAGAGCAAAAGGAGCUGAACAUCAUUUGUAAAGCUGUGGAUGACAGUUACAACGUGCAGCCAGACACCGUAGCCCCCAUCUGGAACCUGCGAGGCGUACUCAGCAACGCCUGGCACCGUGUCCACGUCCGCGUGGUUCCGUAAAGGCGUGGAACAGAGCCGUCUGUACCCAAAGAACCACCCAGACUUCCCAGCCCAUCCUUGAUCCUCGUUGCCGUGGAAGAACAUUUCCUUCCUCUUCUUGGGUCCUGACCCUGUAUUCACUGUGUCUUAAACUGUACCCAGGCACACACGUUGCACAUCUCCACACAGGAACAUGGACUCUCCUGGCCUCUGCCUC
This is a messenger RNA of Peromyscus californicus insignis, 2142 nucleotides long. It is a transcript of the gene Suox, whose product is annotated as sulfite oxidase. Gene Ontology annotation, molecular function: oxidoreductase activity; molybdenum ion binding; molybdopterin cofactor binding. Bases 303 to 1946 code for a protein of 547 amino acids. Lineage: Eukaryota; Metazoa; Chordata; Mammalia; Rodentia; Cricetidae. Gene Ontology annotation, cellular component: mitochondrion. The record is from RefSeq and is a predicted model, not a curated record. The transcript has 4 exons.